AAAAUAUCUUUUUCUCUAAACGACGCCGCGGUCGUUUCCUCGCCUGAGGGAAGAAAGCUAGAGCCUGGAGACGAGUAGAGGUGCGCAGCCGACGCGCAAUCCGGUUAUAGGGUUCUGCUUCUGUCGCAUUACUUUCGCCUUUUGAUUUUGUUUGAAUCCAUUUGACUCUUCUCUACUAUUUGUGUAAGUUCUCUUCUUCCCUUCCAUCUUCCCAUUUUAGCGAUCUCUGUUGCUAAACAAAGAGCAAAUGGCGAGAAAGCACAGUGAUUCCAGUGACGACGAAAAGAGGAGGUAUCGCCGCUAUGAGCGUAGAAGCGAGCAUAGACGCAGCGACAAUAAUGAUAAGGACGAUGAUAGAAUUGGUGACGAUGAAUCUAGGGAUCACGAGGAAAAGAGGGGAAGAGAGGUUCGAGAGAGGAAGGCAUCGAGGGAAAGUUCUGAUGAAGAAGGAGAAUUGGUGGAGACAGAAAAGGGCGAGCGAGAUAGAGAGAGAAACGGUGAGCUUAAGGAUAGGUUUACAGGGUAUAAUAGAAGUUCUGAUGAGGAUGAUGACCGGCGGCGGAGGAGAGACAGGCGUGAGAGAGAGAAAACCCGUCGGCAUGAGAAUGGACAUAGAAGGCGAGAAGUUGAGGAUAGAAAUAGGGACCAGCACAGGAAAUCAGAACGAGAGAGGGAUAGAAUUGAUGAUGAAAGGCACAGGAGGCAUAGAAACAGAGAUGAUGAUGGUGAGAAUGGGAGACGUAGCGAGAAAAAUGAAGAGCGGGGAGAUGGUGAUCGACGAAAGGUGGUUGAAGACUCAAAACCUGGGAAAACGACAACGGAAGAAGGAAAAAUGGAUAAUGAACCAGGAAAUUUGGGUAGGAGUGGGGGGGUUUACAUUCCUCCUUUUAAGUUGGCUCGAAUGAUGAAGGAAGUUCAAGAUAAAAGCAGUGUUGAAUACCAAAGAUUGACAUGGGAUGCACUUCGUAAGAGUAUUAACGGGCUUGUGAACAAGGUUAAUGCCACUAACAUAAAGAACAUUAUCCCAGAGCUGUUUGCUGAGAAUUUGAUUCGAGGGAGGGGUCUUUUCUGUCGAUCAUGCAUGAAGUCUCAGAUGGCAUCUCCGGGUUUCACUGAUGUUUUUGCUGCCUUGGUUGCUGUAGUGAACACCAAAUUCCCUGAGGUGGGCGAUCUUUUGUUGAGAAGGAUAGUUUUGCAGCUUAAGAGAGCAUAUAAACGGAAUGACAAGCCUCAAUUGCUAGCUGCUGUUAAAUUUAUAGCACACUUAGUGAACCAGCAAGUGGCUCAUGAAAUUGUUGCUCUUGAACUUCUUGCGGUUUUGCUGGAGAAUCCUACUGAUGACAGCGUCGAGGUAGCUGUGGGUUUUGUCACAGAGUGUGGAUCCAUACUUCAAGAUGUGUCACCAAAAGGACUGGAUGGAGCUUUUGAGCGAUUUCGUGGAAUUCUUCAUGAAGGAGAGAUUGACAAGCGGGUGCAGUUUUUGAUUGAAGGCCUUUUUGCCAUCAGAAAAGCCAAAUUUCAGGGAUACCCUGCUGUUCGUCCAGAACUGGACCUUGUGGAGCAGGAAGACCAGUUAACACAUGAAAUAUCGCUUCAAGAGGACAUAGAGCCUGAGAUCACCCUUGAUAUUUUCAAGCCAGAUCCAAAUUUCCUUGAGAAUGAGAAACGCUAUGAAGAAUUGAAGAAAAGCAUCCUCGGUGAUGAGUCUGAGGAUGAAGAAGGUUCUGAUGCAGUUUCAGGUGAUGAGGAUGAGGAUGAUGAUGACGACGAAUCUGAGGAAGAUGAACAGCAGAUGCAAAUAAAAGAUGAGACUGAAACUAAUCUUGUAAAUCUUCGGAGGACCAUUUAUCUAACCAUAAUGUCCAGUGUAGACUUUGAGGAGGCUGGCCACAAGCUGCUGAAAAUUAAACUUGAGCCAGGACAGGAGAUGGAAUUAUGCAUCAUGCUUUUGGAAUGUUGCAGUCAAGAGAGAACUUAUCUCCGGUACUAUGGCCUUUUGGGGCAGCGGUUUUGCAUGAUCAACAAAGUCCACCAGGAAAAUUUUGAGAAGUGCUUUGUUCAGCAAUAUUCCAUGAUUCAUCGGCUAGAAACAAAUAAAUUGCGUAAUGUGGCAAAGUUUUUUGCUCAUUUACUUGGUACUGACGCCUUGCCUUGGCAUGUGUUAGCCUAUAUACGCUUAACUGAAGAGGACACUACUUCUUCUUCUCGAAUAUUCAUCAAAAUUCUCUUCCAGGAGUUGUCAGAACAUCUUGGCAUCCGUACAUUGAAUGAACGCCUUACAGAUCCUGCCAUGCACGACUCAUUUGAAUCUAUUUUCCCUAGAGAUAAUCCCAAGAAUACACGGUUUGCUAUCAACUUCUUUACAUCCAUUGGGCUUGGAGGCAUCACUGAAAAUUUGCGCGAAUACUUGAAGAAUAUGCCGCGGCUUAUCAUGCAACAGCAAAAACCCAUCUCAGAAUCUGAAUCAAAUGGCGAAUCUGGAAGUUCUGGUUCGUCAGACUCAGAGUCUGAGUCAGAAUCAGAGUCGGAUUCAUCAAGUUCUAGUGAGGAUGAGAGACACAAGAAGCGAAGUAGAAGUGAUAGGGAUGACACAAGUAGGAAGCGAAGUAAAAGUGAUGGGGAUGAAAGAAGCAGGAAGCACAGUAGGAGAGAUUAGGGGAAGUGAAAACCAUCUGCUGCAAAGGUCAAGAAUUAACUGUUUAAUUUUUAGUUAUUUAUUUGAGGCCAUCCUGUAAAUGUGGCAGUGUUGUCUAAAACCCUUUUUUGGAUUAGAAUCUUCUUAAUCAGUUGGAUGCUUCCAGUUUAUUUCAAGUAGUUGGCUGUCCUGUACUUAGUGUUGUAUACUAGUGUUAUCAUUUAAAAAUAUAAUUUAGAUUCGUUUAAGAAA
Molecule: messenger RNA, 2887 nt
Organism: Manihot esculenta (cassava)
Lineage: Eukaryota; Viridiplantae; Streptophyta; Magnoliopsida; Malpighiales; Euphorbiaceae
Product: pre-mRNA-splicing factor CWC22 homolog
Exons: 7
Coding region: 248-2656 (802 amino acids)
Biological process (GO): mRNA splicing, via spliceosome
Cellular component (GO): catalytic step 2 spliceosome
Molecular function (GO): protein binding; RNA binding
Source: RefSeq, a predicted model, not a curated record